GCCCACUGCUGUUUCCAGAGCAACAGUAUACAGCCAACAUGUCUGGAAGAGAGAGAUCACGAGAGAGCGGCAGAGUCCCUGAAAACUCAGAGAAUAUAAAGAGAGGAGAAGAAGCAGAUAAAGAUGAUAACGUUACUCGGAUCAGUGAAAUUAAGAUAUCUUUUCCUCAGUGGGAAGCUCUGAAGCAUGACCAAAUAAAUAUCCUCCUCAACCUGCCUGUGCACCAAGUGCAGUUACAGUUUGAGGAUAUACUGAACUUCAAAAAGCACCAAACAUGUUUGAAAGAAGCUGCAUUGUUGGAAUAUUUUGUCAAUGGAUUUUGGUGGGCCAAAGAGAUGAACUUCACUUCUCAGCAAAUCUCAUUUAUCAUGGCACUUUUGCAGCAACUACUCGACAACAUAAAAAACAAACAGGCAUCAUUUGCUGAUAAUUUCAAGGCAUUUACCCAAACAGUGCUUGCCACAAGAAAGUCCCCAUCAACAGAAGCUAAAGCCAGUUUUUUGUUCAACACAGAUCAAAUCAAAGCUAUCACAGAUUACUUCAAGACCAGUCUUUUCCAGCACUACCGACUAUAUGAAUUACUGUUCAAUCAUAGAAGAGAGGAGCAACUCCUGAAAAUAGAGAAAUGCAUUGAGUUGAUGCCAGCUGACUUUGCCUCCCCGCUGGAAGAGGGCAUGCCCGUUGAUCUGUACUUCCAUUAUGUGGCUCCCCCACGUGUCCAAACACCUGAAAAGUGCACGGAGGAAUCUCAGGAGGAGAAUAUGGAAGAACCUGGAAAAGCUGAGCUAGAAGAAAGUCCAGAGGAUCACAUGGGCUUCAGUGUGGAAGAUGUUCGAGAGGUGUUGAGGGAAAUGACCCAGGAGAUGUUAGCAAAACUGCAGGGCGACUUCACAGAGAAACUGCGAGUUCAUGAGGAGACCUACAUCUCGAGGUUAGAACGACUUCAAAAAGGGUCUUCCAAAUAGCACUGAUGAGAUGCCAAGAGGAUUUCCCACCAGUAUUUAUUAAUUCAAGUCCUAAAAUAAAACAGAAUAUGGCACUCGCGGUUUAUACAGCCAAAUUCUCUUAAUUUACUGUAAAAUUUAUUCACUUAGGUUUCACUUUUGUCAAGCAAAAUUGCUUCAUCAGUUUGUACGAGGUUGAUAAUAGAUUAAAUAAAUGACUUUCUGGUGA
This is a messenger RNA of Megalobrama amblycephala (Wuchang bream), 1173 nucleotides long. RefSeq names its product ciliary associated calcium binding coiled-coil 1 (gene cabcoco1). NCBI's taxonomy places the organism in Eukaryota, Metazoa, Chordata, Actinopteri, Cypriniformes, Xenocyprididae. Bases 39 to 965 code for a protein of 308 amino acids. The record is from RefSeq and is a predicted model, not a curated record. The transcript is spliced from 8 exons.